CCCAGAUGGACCUGGAGGAUAAGGCACCAGCCAGCAGAACAGUGAGCCCCAGAGAAACCCUGGAACUGUAACUGGUUUUGUUGGAAAACUGCUCAAUACCUGAACCAGCCUUGGGAGCAGAAGGUGUGUGGCUCUUCCUGCUGCGACUGACUCCAGCGUCUCGAACUGAGCCUUUGGCACAGAUCUCCCCUCCAAAGCCCUCGUCCUCAGGCCGGAGCAGAAUGGAUCGCUCAGUGCAGGAGCUCUUCCUGAACUUCAUGAUUGUCUUAAUCACUGUGUUACUCAUGUGGCUCCUUGUCAAAUCCUACCAGGAGUGAGACAUGUCCUGUGCAGCCAGGCUUCUCUUUCCAGAGGCACCUUUUAUAGUCCCAACAAUGGAGAAAAGUAGUGUUAAAUAUGCUGAGCCCCCAUACCAGCUUGCCUCUGGAUAAAGGGCUGAUUAAGCUUUGGCAUGUGCUCUUGCAUUCAUUACUGUAACCAUCCUGCCCAUAAGAAGCUUGUGAGUACAAUUGUCUGGCCUUUAAAAGCAGUGACGUAAUAGUGAUAAUCUACGGAAAUAUAAACUGGAUCAGGUGUUCUUUAAUCUGUGUACCUCCUAUUUCAUUUUCGCUGCUGCUGUGUAUGCAUUAGUGAACAGUUCAGCAAAAAAAAAAUGUUUUGAGCUGUGUUGCAAAGUCUUUUUUUUUUACAUCUGUUCUUGUAUAACAUUUCCAGUACUACAAGAGCAACUUCUUGAGUGAAAGCAGCUGCUGACAACUGAAAUCCUUAGUAAUGUUCUUUCAGUGCAUUUGGAUUUGUGCCUGAUUAUUCUUACAAGCAAAGAUGUACUAGAAAUGUGAAACCUCUGUGUACAUUUCCGUUUACACUUUGUAUAAUAAAAAGGCUUCAGUCAGA
Messenger RNA from Lepisosteus oculatus (spotted gar), 894 nucleotides. Its product is annotated as sarcolipin. Gene Ontology annotation, molecular function: enzyme regulator activity. NCBI's taxonomy places the organism in Eukaryota, Metazoa, Chordata, Actinopteri, Semionotiformes, Lepisosteidae. The record is from RefSeq and is a predicted model, not a curated record. Gene Ontology annotation, cellular component: membrane.